Molecule: messenger RNA, 1241 nt
Organism: Brassica oleracea var. oleracea
Lineage: Eukaryota; Viridiplantae; Streptophyta; Magnoliopsida; Brassicales; Brassicaceae
Product: heptahelical transmembrane protein 3
Exons: 4
Coding region: 1-1044 (347 amino acids)
Biological process (GO): response to hormone
Cellular component (GO): membrane
Molecular function (GO): signaling receptor activity
Source: RefSeq, a predicted model, not a curated record
AUGAAGAGACGAAGAGCGGCGAGGAAAUCAUCGGCGAUGGUGGCGGUUAGCGAUUCAAAAGGAUUAGAUUCGAGAAUGGGACGGAGGUUGAUGAAGUUCGAUGAGUUGCCUGGUUAUUUGCAGGAUAACGAGUUCAUACACGACCAUUAUCGAUGCCAAUGGUCUCUCAGAGAUACCUUCCUUAGUGCCUUCUCUUGGCAUAACGAGACUCUCAACAUCUGGACGCACUUGAUUGGGUUUGUAAUAUUCAUGUGGAUGAUGGUGGUAAGCUCUUUAGAGACGACGGAGCUUAGUCUCGCCGGACUCUUCAACGGCAUAUCCGGAGCGUGGAUUCGCCUCUCCAGCAAUCAGACUCUGCUUCGUCAUGAUUCCAACGUGACAGAACACAUCCCACUUCUUACGUCUCAAGAAGUAAACCACCAAAACUACCACGAAGCUGUUCCGAAAUGGCCAUGGCUCGUGUACUUAGCCGGAGCAAUGGGUUGCUUAAUCUGUAGCUCUGUUUCACACCUCCUCGCUUGCCACUCAAAACGUUACAACCUCUUCUUCUGGCGUUUAGACUACGCAGGAAUCUCACUCAUGAUCGUCUCCUCCUUCUUCGCCCCUAUCUACUACGCAUUCUCCUGCCACCCUAACUUCCGUUUCCUCUACCUCUCCUCAAUCUCGAUCCUAGGUCUCCUCGCCAUCAUCACUCUCCUCGCUCCAGCUCUCUCAGCGCCGCGCUUCAGACCGUUCAGGGCAUAUCUUUUCCUUGCAAUGGGAUUCUGUAGUGUGGUACCGGCUUCACAUGUGCUUUGCCUUUACUGGGGCCACCCUAACGUGUUAUUCGCUCUUGCUUGCGAGCUUGCCACUGGUCUGUCUUAUGCCGUGGGAGCAGUGUUUUAUGUUAGCCGUGUGCCUGAGAGAUGGAAGCCUGGAGCGUUUGACAUUGCCGGGCACAGCCAUCAGAUAUUCCAUGUGUUUGUUGUUUUGGGAGCUCUCGUUCAUUGUGUUGCCACUCUUGUCAUUGUGGAUUUUCGACGAGCGUCUCCUUGUGGGUUUUAGUAAGAAGAUGUCACGUGUCAUCUUCCAAUUCAAUGUAUGAUUUAAAGUUAGCUGAUUCUGGAUUGUGAUAUUUGAAACUGAAACAUCCGCAAUUGCGUUUGCAGUAGAUAAAUGCUUCCCAUGUAUGAGCAGAUUGUGUAACAUAGGGAUCUUAUCAUUGGAUUCCUCUGUAGAUCAAACAUCUUCUUCAACAAUAA